UACCGGUGCCACUGCCGAUCCGGUACGUGUGCUGUACGUAGAGAGCUAGAGGGCGCUGUUCAAGUGUUCAUCAUUUUGGUUUGGUCCAUCCACCAUACUUGCCAUAUGUCAUGUAUGCACGGCAAAAUCUCAAGUUAAUUCCAGGGUCUGAAGAUCAAUACAAUUAGAGAGCUGAAAUGAGUGCAGAGGGUGGUGUUGAUCCUCUUGGGGCACAGCCAGACUCCAGUGGGUCCCCUUCAACUGUGAUUGUCCAGCAACCCAGUGCCAGCGAUAGCAUGGCCUCCAACCCCGCCAAGCGAGCUAAUGGACCGGGCGAUCUGCCCGGCGAGUUAAUGUGUCGACCCCUGGGCCUAGUGGUCCUGACGGGUCUGGAUGUCACAUACAACGCGGUGCACCGUGCAAUCUGGGAUUCCUUCAGUGCCAACAGGAGGCCUGACCGGGUGCCGCUGUACUUCAAGGCGUGGCCGGCCGAUCACGAGUACCCAAAGUGCAGGUCAAAGCAACGAACCUCUUACGAGUGGUACAUCCCCAAGGGCAUCAUCAAGAGCGGCUGGAUGAAGAAACACCUCCAGCAGGUCCCUGCCUUGGUGGUGGUCUUCUUUGACUUGGACUGGGAUGAGAAUAUGUGGAAAGAGCGACAGAUGGAGUGCGCCACCAGGGUUGAGGUUGUCAGGACCAGUCUUCAUGGUAGAGGCACCCGUGUCGCUGUCGUCCUCAUCCAGAAAAAUGCACCUCUGCCACCAGGUGAGGAUGUGAUAGCCGCAGAGAGAGCGGCCGCUCUGUGCGCAGCCUGCGAACUCUCGGCAAAGUCCCUCUUCGUCCUGCCCUGCGUCGAUCAUUUACUGGGUUACACCAUCAGACUGGAGAAUGCGUUCUACGAGUUGACGCAGGGUUACUACCACACGGAAGCUCGCAGAGUCAAAGCGCACCGAGAAUUCCUCAACAGAACCACUCAUCAGUUACUGUUUGUGCGCCACGCCUUCAAGUUCGCGUUCUUCAGCGAACUCAAGCAGGAUACCCAUGGGGCUCUCAAACAGUACAAGGCUGCGUACACACACCUGACUGAACUCCGAGCGCAUGACACAAACAUGCUGGAGAUCAAGACUAUUGCUGGAUUCAUCAACUACAAGGUGUGUCGUCUGUGCUUCUUCCAUAACACGCCCCUGGACGCUAUCAGUCAGUUCCGUAAACACGUGGACCUGUUCAAGAACAAGAUCGGCUGUGCUGAGCUGGCAUUUGAGCACUCGGCCUGGAUGUCCAAACAAUUCAGCAUAUUUGGGGAGUUAUUUGAGGAGGCCAUCAAGCUGGGCCUGACGGCAAUCCAGACCCAACACCCUGGUUUCUACUAUCAACAGGCUGCCAAUCACGCCAUAGCUAGGAAGCAACUCUGCCGUGGUCUCUGUCAUGCAGCCACAGCCAUGCCAGCUUCCAAUCCCCUGGAGGAUGCUGAUAAUCUGGAAUUCUACGGUCAGCGUCCGUGGAGGCAGGGUCAUCAAAGCAUUGACCCGCCCGAUCCUCAGAUGGAGAGAGAGGGUAUCCUGGCGUUGCAGUAUCUGGAGUCCCAGGUUGACCACUCGUGGAUCAUCAUACCGUUGUUGAGCAGUGCAGUUGCCCAGUUCAAGAAGUACAAGUCAGCUCGGAUGAAGCGCAACCUCAUGGUUCAGAUGGGGGAGGAGUACUACCAUGCUAAGGACUACAGCAAGGCACUCACGUUGCUUGGCCGCGUGACAUGGGACUACCGUUUGGAAAGAUGGUGGCAAUUGCUGACAUCCAUACUAGGAACAUCACUGAGGUGUGCAUACCUGGUAGCGAGUGUCGAGGAGUAUGUCACGAUCUGCCUGGAGCUUCUUGGCAGAUAUUCUCAGAGCAGUCCAGAGGAAAGAACAAGGGUGCAGAUGAACCUCAUUCGAGUCCUGUCGAACAACUCACCGGAGCCUGAGCCAGGCUGUGCAUCGGACGCCGUGGAGCAGGCCCGCCAACUCUGGAAGACGAUGUGCAGUCCGCAGAGCGCCCCCAAGGCGUUCAGGGUGGAGAUGCGUAACCUGGUGCCGUUUGUGGAAUGCAAGGCCCGCUUCACCUGCCUUCGCUUUGCUGCUGAUGAGCUGGUGAGCUUAGAAGUGUGUUUGAGGUCCUCUUGUCAGUUCCCCAUCCAGUUCUCCAAACUGGCUGUGCAGCUGAGUAACCAGGCCUACAAUUCCCAGUGCGUCAUCUCUGACGGGCGACCUUUGACCUACGCGGAUGGCAUGGCCCCUUCAGCUGAUGCUGAGUCCCAUGGCAACCUGUACCUCAUGCCAGGCAAGGUCAGACUGCAUAAGUUCAAGUUUGCUGUCUUGCCAGAGGAUGUCGGUCGCAAAUUGGAGAUUUCCUCCAUCUGUCUUUCCCUCGGCGACGAGGCCAACGCAAGAUGCGCUGUCCUCUACUGGCAGGGAGGCGGGGCUGAUGCAGCCUCACUCACGAAUAUUCAUGAGGUGGUGACCCACACACGGGGUCCACCAAAGCCAGACCAGCUAGUGUGGGAGAGGAUUAGCAUUGAGCAGACUACCAGUGUGCAUCCGCGGCCUGCCCGUGUUCACAUUGAGUUGGAUCACCAGCCACCGUGUCUGGUCAAUGAGUAUUACCGCUUCAAGGCGACGAUAACCAACAACGAGGACGAAACCAUCACAAAACCCACAAUGUCCAUUGGGUUGCAAGAGGGACAAAAUGAAGGCUUGGAGAAAAGUACUGAAGUCAGUUUGGACCCAGAGUCCUUCUUGAAGACAAGCUGCCCUGGCAGGAUUAAGAACAUUUCUCUUGGUACCAUGAAGCAGUCCAAUAAGGUUGAGAAGACAAUAUACAUCCGCUGCACCCAGCUCGGGAGCCGUGUUAUCAGCGUGCGCGUCGUGUACAACGUUGAGAUUAAGAUAUCAUCCAGCGACACCUUGCAACCCGUAUCCUGCACCUGUUAUCAAGAGCAGUCUGUUACACUGCAGACCCUACUACCGUUUGAUGUCUCUAUUCAUCUCACCUCCCUCAAAUUCAAGCCGAUCGACUACGUGAAUUCCGGGAGGCCUUUUCUGCUCAUGACGGACAUCAAGUGCACGUCCCCCUGGCCAAUAGCCAUAUCAAACUCCACCCUCAAAUUGUCGGAUGAUGUGAGGCCUACAGACUCACUGGAUUCUCAAGUCAGCAAUGUUGUGUUGAAGAAUGAAGAGCAUGCUAGUGAAUGCGUCUGUGUUCAAGCCCCGAGUCACCCUGAAACCGGACUCAUUGCCCUGGGGAGCUGUGAGCUGGAAUGGAAGAGGGAUUCCAUGAAUGAUGACCUGCCCCUGGUCAAGACCACCCUCCCUCUCCCAGAGGUCAGCAUCCAGCCCCUCCCAUUGGCCAUUGAGACAGACAUCCCCGCCUUUGGGGUGGUCCGGUCGCCGCUGUUUGUCAACUUCACCAUCUCCAACCGGACAUCUAUCGUUCAGACGAUUGAGGCCAGCGUGCAGGCCAGUGAAGCAUUCAUGUACUCUGGCCACAAGCAGGUGUUUUUCAGGAUCCUUCCCUCCAGCUGUCAGACGUUGUCCUACAAUCUCUACCCACUGGUUGCCGGCUACGUCCAGCUUCCAGAGCUCCAGCUAAACACCCCGCAAGCCCCAACGAUGACUAAAGAAAUCACUGCUGCCAUGUUGCCAUCGCACAUCUACAUUAAGCCCCAAGGGAAGGCCAUCAUAUCAGCAUGAUGUGUGAUCUUUUGUCUUUUAAUACCUGGAUCCUGUCAGCAGUGGUGCAGUGUAAUUCUGCUCAGUUAUCUGUGGUGUCUGGGGUAGUGUGUAAUGGUUCAAUGAACAACACUUCGUAGACUCGCUGGGCGUAUUCGAAACCCCGUUCUCGGGUGACCCGUAAACAGUGUUCUCUGAGGGCCAAUUACGAACGCCCAAGUGCGUGUGGAGUGCAAAUGGGCAAAAAUUCAACAUGGCAGGCAGCUGCCAUAUUAAAUAGCUGAAUGAAAAGAAGGGACAGUUAAUUGAAUUAAUACAAAAAUAAUUGAAAUCCCGAAACAGCUAUAAAAAUUAGAAAUUCUAUAUGACCACGAAUGAUUUUUUUUUUUUUAAUCAUUACUGCUCCUGCACGGAAUGAGUGCUUUCAAUAUUUUGCACAGAAAUUUACACAAGUUCCGGUAGGGGCCUAAGUCCUCCAUCUUUGUUCUCGACGUUCCUCAUCUACUCCCCGAUAAGUGGGGAGUGAAAAUCCUGUUCGCGAACACCAUUCGUGUGUUGGUUCUGGUCAUUCGAAACUCUGUUCUCGUAUUCAUUCAACACGAGAACAGGGUUUCGAAUACGCCCGUGUGUAACUACGCCCUCAGCGUUACAUUGCUGAGCAGUUCAGAUCUGAAGGAUACUCAUGCUUCAUUGCCACUAAUGCACUGAUGCUGAGGUGAAAUUCUCAAGUGAAGACAGGACAGGUUCAAGUUGAAAAGUAAUCCUGCACACUCUGGAUAAGGUAGUGGAGACAUACUGUUUAUCCUUCAUUAGCUCUCAUGAGUAAGCCACACAAAACUAUCGGUAAUUCUUACACACAAUCUAUAUAUACAGUUAACUCUAUAAACAAACUGUUUUUAAGUACAAUUUCUGCAUUUACUAUGGUUUUGUUGUUGGGAGAAUGCAAGGAUAAUGUGCAUGAUCCGGCGGCGUAACCCGGAUUCUCAUCCUAGGGGGGCGAGUUGGGGGGCUGGAUGUUACAGUGGAGGGAUAGACGGGUUUUUUCACUGGACACGACCUCCGUCAAAUCAAAAAGAGGGGAGGGGAGGGGGGGGGCACCAUGUUCCCAUGUGGGCGCUGUUCAAAACCGAUAUCAUGGUCACUGUCGGACAAUAGCUAGCGCUAUUCGCUUUCCAAGGAAUGUUAAAAUAAACAGCCAAUCACGAAAAACAGGGUUUGGGUGAAAAAUACACCCCAAAACCAUGG
This is a messenger RNA of Patiria miniata (bat star), 4928 nucleotides long. RefSeq names its product trafficking protein particle complex subunit 11-like (gene trappc11). Bases 177 to 3704 code for a protein of 1175 amino acids. Lineage: Eukaryota; Metazoa; Echinodermata; Asteroidea; Valvatida; Asterinidae. The record is from RefSeq and is a predicted model, not a curated record. The transcript has 28 exons.